Messenger RNA from Trichophyton rubrum CBS 118892, 879 nucleotides. RefSeq lists its product as uncharacterized. The coding region runs from base 1 to 879 and encodes 292 amino acids. Lineage: Eukaryota; Fungi; Ascomycota; Eurotiomycetes; Onygenales; Arthrodermataceae. Gene Ontology annotation, cellular component: nucleus. Gene Ontology annotation, biological process: regulation of DNA-templated transcription. The transcript has 2 exons. The record is from RefSeq and is a predicted model, not a curated record.
AUGCUUGGGUUAGGCUCAUACGAAAGCAGCAGUGAGGAUGAGAGCACGAAAGACACAACUGGUGGUGUAAAGUCCGCACUGGCGGGUGACCACAAGAAACAGAGUGACAGCUUGCUUGAGGCAAAGACUCUCUCUAAAGAGCCGGUCGAGGAUACGCAGAAUGAAGUAACAGGAUGUAGCGUACCAUCUACCGAGCCUGUGGAUGAUUCUACCAAACCUAUAGUUGGGCCUUUACCACCACAAAUGCCUGAAGAAACCACGCAAUCCGACAAACCACCGUCUUUUAUUUCCAUUAGCGCACUACGACGAGACAUAAUGCUGCCUCCAUUUCCAAAUCUCGACAUCCCCCCGUCUCCUCCAGGGUCACCCAAUCCCGAAAUGAACAAGAAAUUCGAACAUUUCCUCUCCUUGAAGAAACAGGGCGUCCACUUUAACGAGAAGCUGGCUUCUUCUUCGUCACUGAAAAAUCCAAACCUACUUCAGAGCCUGAUGAAGCAUGCCGGGCUAGACGAAACGGCGCAAUAUGGUACUUCCUUGCCCGCGGAAAUAUGGAACGUUACGAGUCUCCCAUCAUGGGCCUACAAAGAUGAGCUGUCAAAGAGCCAGCAGACCAUACGUCGCAAGCUGGGAGAGAAGAAGACUGACCGUGAUGCAAUCGAAUUUGUCUCUGGGUCUGGGAACGGUACUCCCGCGAGUGGCAGAUUAAAGUCUAGCGCUGCUGAGCGGGUCAUGGCUGGUCUCAGUCGAGAACCAUCUCCGUUUAAGCUGGACCAGAGCAAGCGAAAUGAUCAGGAUAAACGACAGAGACGGGUAGAUCUGGAUUAUAGAAGACAUCGUUCGCGGUCACCGGGGAAAAGGAAACGAUCUAGGUCUCGAUAG